Culex pipiens pallens (northern house mosquito) is the source of this 1988-nucleotide messenger RNA. RefSeq lists its product as uncharacterized. Bases 908 to 1843 code for a protein of 311 amino acids. The transcript has 3 exons. NCBI's taxonomy places the organism in Eukaryota, Metazoa, Arthropoda, Insecta, Diptera, Culicidae. The record is from RefSeq and is a predicted model, not a curated record.
CGUGAAAACACUAAGAACCUGGGUGCAGAAUAGUUGUCCGCAAAGCGGCCUCAAUUUAGAACUGUCAAAGCGGAACCAAUUUACUGUUUGGAAAAUGAUGCCAUGAAUUGGCAAGUAUUGUAAUCGAUCUUUAAUUUAUUUUGUCAGGAAUAAAAAAGUCGAGGGCGUCGAGAGUUUUGAGUCAGUCUUAAGAAAAGGGAUGAAAUCGAGAUUGUCUUAAUUUGUUGCUAACAUUUCCACUCAAAACCUAUGUUUACAAAUUGUUUAAGACGAAUUAUCAGUAACUGUGAAUGGCACCUGCCAAAUAACAUUGAAUAAUCUUACUCCUGUAUUAUCACUGCGCUUCAAAGAUACAUAAUCUCGUAACUUCCAUCCGGUUGCUCUUCUGAUUCACGAAAUUCCCCCACUUCUGACGCAAUAUUUCAUCACGUUAAAAACAAAGAAGGACUCUUUUAACCGCCCAUCGUUUAGUCUACAAAAAAGCACGAAGAACUUAAUUUUCCACCGAAAACUUUAAUAUGUAUCAUCAGAUCCCAAAUGUUUCAAAAUGAGUCACUACAACAGCAAAAAAUAUGUCACGCUUGAGCUUGAACAAAGCCUUCUACUUUGUUUAUGUUUACAUCUGUAGUUCAGUUGUAUAAGGGAGGAGCAGUGGGGAUCAUUCGGAAAUCACGUUACGCAUUCUGUCUUUUCAGCACCCAGCUAAGAACGAUAAGCAAACUUGACAUUUCGUAAACUUUUAAACGUUUAACAAAAAAAAAUGAAGAACAUAAUGAUUUGAUUCAAAUCACGGUCAUAAGCACUCUGAUAGCACUUUGCUGUAAAAACGACAAAGUUUUAUAUUUUUUAUUCUCAAAUAUAUUAAAUUUAAUUUAUCUAAAUAAUUCAUUGACAGUUUUUUUACACCAUGGUGUCACCUGUUCUACUUCGGGGAGAGACUGAUAAUCUUAAGCUCAAAGCCGAUUACCUUUCCAGCUGGGACCUGUCCUAUCUCAAGUUCUGCUGCAAGGCCCAUGGCAUUCGUAGGGAACUGUACGCCUGUCAAACCAUCGCCGUCGUCAGCCUCACCGAUAUCAAACGCUGCUAUCCCCUGGGCACCGUCUUCGAGGAUCACUUCCCAAACAAGACCAUGUACUCGCAGCUAGCGGUGAAGCAUAUCAGCCAGACGCGCCCACAGGGCAAUCCAUCGCCGAAGAACGUCAUUCAACAAACCGUGCGGAGUUCGGUUCUGCAGCCCGCCAAUACUACAACCACGAAGGCCACAAAUCAGCGUCAUCAGGCCCUCAAACCGCACAACGAAAACCAGCAAGCGACCAAGCGCCCACAGGUCAAUCCAUCGCCAAAGCAAGCCGUGUGCAAUUCCGCCGACGAGGCGCUUGCUGUGCGGAGUCACGCAGGCCAGGUUCUGCAGCCCGCCAAUACAACCACGAUGACCGACAACGACCAGCAGGAGUCCGGGCAAGGUCCUUCCAAUCGGGCGGUAUCCGUCAUUAUGCUCGUACAGAGUCCUAUCAAUCCGCCGCUGCAGGAGUCCUGGCUUCAUUCCGUCAUUCCGCUGCAAGAGCAGCUCCAAAAUAAAACCUGGAAAGAACUGGACAAAUCGCCGUCGUCGGUCAGGCAGCGCUCGCAUCUGCCGUUGCCGUCAUCGUCGGCUGAGUCCCCCCGGAGCAGGUCACCAGUAUUCUCGCCGUCGCCGGUCAGGCAGCGCUCACGUCUGCCGUCGCCGUCAUUGUCGGCUGAGUCCCCCCGGCGCAUGUCGCCAGUAUUCUCGCCGUCGCCGGUCAGGCAGCGCUCACGUCUGCCGUCGCCGUCAUCGUCGGCUGAGUCCCCCCGGAGCAGGUGACCAGUAUUCUCGCCGUCGCCGGUCAGGCAGCGCUCACGUCUGCCGUCGCCGUCAUUGUCGGCUGAGUCCCCCCGGCGCAUGUCGCCAGUACUCUCGCCGUCGUCGGUCAGGCAGCGCUCGCAUCUGCCGUUGCCGUCAUCGUCGG